GAGUCUAUGAUGCUUGACGCACAGGAUGGAACUCAAAGGCAAUACAACGAAUCAGAAUUAACUAUUAUAUUUAUGCAAAGUUUGUUUUACGUGAUCUCAAGAGAGACGACCACAUUUCAUUUUUCUGCAUUAUCUACAGUAUCUGACUUAUCCCUGUUUAUUUAAGAUAUGGCGUCUGAGUUCUGCCUCAGUUUCACCAAAUACUUCCUGUUCCUCUUUAACCUAAUGUUCUUUAUUUUAGGGUCACUAGUCUUAGCUUUGGGACUAUGGGUGCAAUUUUCAGAUGAAAGCAUUUUCAUGUCCAUCAUUUCCUACUUGUCCAUCUCUCUCUUCUCCAACUUAUUGAUCAUCUGUGGAUCUGUGACCUUGUCACUGGGCUUUCUGGGGUGUUUGGGAUCUCUGAGGACUGUCAAAUGCUUACUAGCAACUUACUUCAUUCUUCUGACGGUUCUUUUCGCGGCACAGUUAGUGGGUGGGGUUCUUCUCUACACGCAGGAGCCAGAGCUGGAGAAUAAACUGAAGGAGCAAAGUUUUUCACUAAUAAAGUCAUUUGGAAAGAAUUCCAGUCUUCAGAAUUUUGAGCGAACCUUUGAGUACAUUCAGCAGAAGGGCAAAUGCUGUGGAUGGGAGAACAAAGCCGACUGGCUUUCUGUACCCUGUUCAUGCUACUAUACAAACUAUACAGUUUAUGCCAAAAACAGCACAAUCCAGGAUCUAUGUCCCCAAUGUUCAUCAAAUGUUUCCAUUUCAAAUGAGAACUGCAAAAUUUAUGACCAGGGUUGCGGUAAAAGGAUACAAAAAUGGCUGGAAGAAAAUCAUCUCUUCAUGAUGGUGGUUAUUAUAGCCAUUGCUGCAGUGGAGAUAUGUGGUAUGAUCCUUUCGAUGUAUCUGUAUAAAGAAAAUUCUGUGGAUUACAGCACAUUUCCGUAUUAAGAUUGCCAGAGACCACCGAGGGGAAAAUACUGCUUUCUGUCAUUCAUAAAUGUGAUCGUUUGUUACUGGAAUUUUGUUGGGAUUAUUACUUUUCUGUACAGCGUUCAGUAUAUUUUUAUACAAUUCAUACCGAUCCAACAAACUCCAACCAACACUAACAUUGCAAUUUACAUUUGUUGGAAUAUUUUUGAUCAAUGUUAGUUUAUUAGUGUUUUGGUGUUUGUUGAAUCAGUGUGAAUUAUAGGUCAAUCACUUUUAGAUGACAAAAAACAUUACUUUUUUCUAAUAUACUUAUUCAGUAUAAGAAGUUCACUUUGUGUUUAUAAAGAAUUACAUCUUCUGGAAAUCUGUUCAUGUAAAAUUAAAAAAAAAAGAAACUUUUUAUAGUACAAAAUGAAUCUGUUGUUGCUGUAAACAAGAAUGUUUGUGUUUUCUCAAAGAGGUUUUGCUUUAGCCAUAGGGUAUAACCAGCACAUCAGGGUGGGACAGUGUAAUGUUUCACCAUUGUUCUGCACACAAAGCCUAUGACCUGAAUAUUGUGGCAAACUGUGAGAAUCAUGUCUUUUAUAUCUAAAUUAUUAAAUCUCAGUUUGUACCUUAAUAUAUUUCAUUUUUAACAACAUUUCAAGCUUAAUCACAGUUAUAGUAUUAUGUACAUGGUCAGCUUUUGACUGAGGUUUUUAUCAUUUUUAAAGAUGUCAGUGUAUUCAAUAAGUCAAUAAAGCUAAAGUAAUUGUUAAGAAACUGUUGUUAUUGAAAGAAAUGUGAAUAAAAUGACCAUUUUAAAGUUGAUUUUAUGCUAUUAGAGCUGAUUUAAAAAUAGUAUUUUUUCUGAAGAUCUGGCACAGAAGAUACAGAAGAUAUGUGAUACUCCUGAGCCAGUAUAAUAGGUCAGGUAGGCGGACACCCACAUGUCAUAUAUAUACAAAGUGUAUGCUGUGUUGAUCUUUUAGAUCAUUUCUCGAGGAACAGUUCAGAUUAAGAAGGUAAGAGAUUUAAUAUCAUGUCAGAUCGUAUUUAUUAUUUUUGACUUACAUUGAUAAAUCUGUACUAUUUCUUAACCUUCACAUGCACUGUUGCUAGGUUUCUGUUCCACAUUGAAUAAAUUAUUAUUGUUUUUUUUUCAAUUAGACUAGUUUAAACCAAAAACAUGGAAUCUCGUGCAUUGGUUCUGUUGGUGUUUUUAGGUGUCGUCUGCGGCACUGAGAUGUAACCACUGCAAAAAGAUCAACAAAGAAUAUCCCAACUGUGAUCAAGAUGAAAUAGAGGAGACAGAAUGCCCCUCUGGUCUCAAUAAAUGCAUUAGGAUCAUAAUGAAGCAUCCAGCCUACGGUGAGGUGCGCAGAUGUGCCACCGAAAAGGAGUGUGUUGCCGAUGUGCCUAGGCAGGUUAUAAAAGAAUGCUGCAAUGAUGACUACUGCAACUAACCGGCUCCAUCACCCACGUUUUUUUGCAAUAUGGUCUGUUAAAACCUUGAACUUGUACUUAAAAAUGCAUAGAUGUUGAGGUUAAGAUUGGUCUCUAUUUAAUACAUGUAAAUUAUACGAGAAAUAUUAUAAAUAAAAUCUGACCAGCAAAAGCAAGCAUUAAUGAUGACACUUUUUGUUGUUUCUUAAGCAUUUAUUAAUUGCCAUACAAUAGCAUGCAUGUGUCACAUGCACUGUUGAGUGGUUUAAAAAGGACAACUGUUGGACUUUGAAAUGAAACAGCUAGGUCAGCACUAACAUGAAGUGAUACGGACGCAAACAAAACAACUUCUCACCCAAGCCACACAAAAC
This is a messenger RNA of Misgurnus anguillicaudatus (oriental weatherfish), 2711 nucleotides long. NCBI's taxonomy places the organism in Eukaryota, Metazoa, Chordata, Actinopteri, Cypriniformes, Cobitidae. The record is from RefSeq and is a predicted model, not a curated record.